AGAUCUGGUGAUGGACACCGACAUCACCGCAGCUUCGAGCAUCUCCAGCUUGACGUCGGAAGUUCAAGGCAUCAUCAGUGGCAUUCCGGUGCCCUUUUACAAAGACGACAAGGCGUGCGACAGCCUGACUUCGGCAUCGUGUCCCCUGGCGAGCGGCGACACCUUCGCCUACCAGGUGUCGUUCCCCGUGCUGAAGGAGUACCCGACCAUCCCUGUGCUGGUGCGCUGGGACCUGGUCGACGAGGCGGGCGGCGUCGUGGCCUGCGCCGAGAUCCCCUGCAAGAUCCAGUGAUGGGCGGGGUACUAUCGCGCAGCUGUGUGGACAGUACCCGACCGAGGGCGGCGCACUGUCGCACUACUGCGGCGACAGUGCCUUACCAAGGGCGACGCACUGUUGCGCAUCUGCGAGGACGGUGCCUAGCCAAUCCAAACCAGCAGGCAGUGGACAGGGAGACUAAUGCACGCAUCCUCUAUUGUCCCGGAACUGUCAAAACAUCUGAUCUGAAGAUAGGACGCUUGAUUUGAUAUUGAUUCCGUAUUUAUUGCGCAGCUGAAUCUGUGUAUGCAAAUACACCGCGAUCACGCCU
This is a messenger RNA of Pollicipes pollicipes, 587 nucleotides long. Its product is annotated as NPC intracellular cholesterol transporter 2 homolog a-like. The coding region runs from base 11 to 292 and encodes 93 amino acids. Lineage: Eukaryota; Metazoa; Arthropoda; Thecostraca; Pollicipedomorpha; Pollicipedidae. The record is from RefSeq and is a predicted model, not a curated record. The transcript is spliced from 3 exons.